AUGAAGCUGCUGAGCGGUGGCAUCGAAGCACUUGUCCGAAUUACUGGCGAUAUUCCCCCGACACCACCUCCCACGAGCCCAACACUGCCCAACAUGCGAGGCAUGGCGGCCGAGAAGGCACUCAUUCGCUCCAACUCGGAAAAGAACCUGGCGAGAAUGCGCCAGGAGGCCGAGGCCGCGAUGGGUCAUUCGCAUCCCUCCCCCCGCCGGCCGUCAAUGAUGUCCCAAAUGAGCGGCUCCAGUAGCUCCUCGUCACAACUAAUAGACGGCGUCCACCUGAGACAGACCCAAACCCCCACGCCUCCGCCGCCGUCGAGGCCGCCCGAACCGUACAUAAUCAUCGGGGAGAACUCGCAGCCGAUCAAUCUUCAACACAGCGCCAUUACACGCAAGUUCUACUCCAAGAAGCCUCCGCCUAUUAGCAUCGAAGAAUAUCUCGCACGAAUCCACAGGUUUUGUCCAAUGAGCACUGCUGUGUAUCUUGCGACGAGCCUAUACAUCCACCGCCUGGCUGUCGACGAACGCACGAUACCGGUAACAAGGCGGAAUGCGCAUCGGCUGGUGCUGGCGGGCCUGCGGGUGGCAAUGAAGGCGCUCGAAGAUCUCAGCUAUCCGCACAGUAAAAUGGCCAAAGUCGGAGGCGUCAGCGACUUGGAGCUGGCGCGGUUGGAGAUCAGCUUCUGCUUCCUAGCAAACUUUGAACUGGUGGUGCGGGAAGACACGCUGAAGAAGCACUGGGAGGUGCUCAAGCAAGAGCAACCAUUGAGACUAAUGCACCCCAGCUUGCCGAGUCUAUCCUCGAACAGGAAGCCUGGGGAAACGGGAUUAUCUCGACAAGAGAAUCAGUGGAAAUGA
Messenger RNA from Colletotrichum spaethianum, 855 nucleotides. RefSeq names its product PHO85 cyclin-7. The record is from RefSeq and is a predicted model, not a curated record. NCBI's taxonomy places the organism in Eukaryota, Fungi, Ascomycota, Sordariomycetes, Glomerellales, Glomerellaceae. Gene Ontology annotation, molecular function: protein kinase binding; cyclin-dependent protein serine/threonine kinase regulator activity. The transcript has a single exon. Gene Ontology annotation, cellular component: cyclin-dependent protein kinase holoenzyme complex; nucleus. Gene Ontology annotation, biological process: regulation of cyclin-dependent protein serine/threonine kinase activity. The coding region runs from base 1 to 855 and encodes 284 amino acids.